Molecule: messenger RNA, 1752 nt
Organism: Tuber aestivum (summer truffle)
Lineage: Eukaryota; Fungi; Ascomycota; Pezizomycetes; Pezizales; Tuberaceae
Source: the annotation of a GenBank genome assembly
AAUUCUAAGUUUUUCCGUGAAUCUCACUUGAACCCCUCCAUUGAGCGACUCCCACUUCGAAAGUCUACCAAUCGCGAUAGCAACAACAGGAAGAAGACCAGAAUGUCUGAGAAAACGGCUGUGAUUACUGGGGCGACGGGGCAGUUGGGGAGGCAGUGUGUUAAAGCUUUUGAAGGUGCUGGGUGGAAAACCGUUGGGGCCGGUGAGUUUUGGUGGUGGUGGCUGUGGCGUGAUCGCUUGCCCUGUCCGUUGGCGUAGAGUGCUAACGGGUGAUUGUUGGGUAGGGUUUUCCAGAGCAAAUCCCCCGGCAAUUUUGAAGGUGGAUUUGGGGAAUACGGGGGAGGUUGCCGAGAUGUUGGAGGAAAUGAAGCACGUUUUUCUUCAGCCAUUGAUGGUACAAGGAAGCUUACUCUAAUGCUAUGCAAUGUAAAUAGGCCGAAGGUGGUGGUUCAUUGUGGGAAUGCCCCCCUUAUCGCAUUUACCUGUACGGCGUUCGUCUAAUACACAGGCCUCGAGAGUUAGGCGCUGCAGAACGCUUCCCCGACAAAUGCAACGCCGAUCCCGAGGGCGUCAAACGUCUGAACGUAAUUAAGCUCUCAGUCUACUAACAUUUGUCCAAAACAGAUCAUUGAUGCGCCCAUGCAUGAGAAAUCUAGGUUCAAGCAUCAAACAGCCUCGCCCAGGAAUGUGCGAACCGCGAUAUAGUUCUGAUCUAUAUAUCCACGGACUACGUUUUCGACGGGAAACCCGGUGCAGCGCCGUACGAGGCCCACGCCGCCACCAACCCGCCAAACUUCUACGGAGAGACAAAGUUGGCUGGCGAGCAAGCCGUCCUGAGAACGUGGAAGAAGAGCGUGGUGUUCAGGGUUCCGGUGUUGUACGGUGAGGUCGAGGAGAACAAGGAGAGUGCGAUUAAUGUGCUCCUCGACACGGUUUGGAACAAGGCUGGGAAGGACAGGGUAGAGAUGGAUCAUUGGUCUGUUCGGUAUCCCACGUGAGUUACGAUGACGAUGCGACCACAGAGUCUAAAUCCCUGGAAUUCCAGAUGGGAGGGGCAAUUACUGAACUAUCCCACAGGAACACGUCUGAUGUAGCGCGUGUCCUCAAGGACGUAGCUGGUGAGCAUGAUGAAACUUCCCCCGCUAUUACUUUGACAACCUUGCUGAAAGCAACGUUCUAGAGAGAUAUACUUCGGCAGACGACAUCGACUCCCUUCCUAAGGUCUUGCAGCUCAGCUCCGAGGACCGUAUGACAAAGUAAUCCCCCUUUUGGGUUCCAUACCUCACGAUAAUGUGCUCACAUGUCUGCUUGUCAGAUAUGAAAUCUGCCAAAAGCUCUCCGAAAUCGCCGGUCUCUCCAUUAACCACAUAGUCGGAAACGACAAGAAUGACCCCAAUGCAUCUGGUAUGGCUAGUCUUGUCGUUUCUGCUUUAUGUCCGAUGUAGUGAGGCUAAGCCGGGGGGGACUGCAAUCAAAAAUACAGUUGUGAGACCCUACGACUGCCAUCUAUCCACCAAGGCUCUUAAAGACCUUGGCAUCUCAGUUGAUACCGUCCCUUUCGAUGUUUGGUGGUGCGCAUACUCCUUCUCACCUGAUCGCCCUAUCGUCAUUACUAGAUCUGAUAAUGUCACUAUCACAGGCAGCGUCACUUGCGCGCUUUUAAGCAUUGAAUCUAGCCAACGAGAGGCCCGAGGUGCGUUCCGGAGGGUAGGAGAUUACAUCUGGAGCUCUCCGUAUAGGGAGUUGAAAUGA